UCAGCGGAGACUUGAGUGAGUGGCCACAGCAGGAGCGACGACACUGCUGCGGUGGGAGAGGAACCGUCCCGCCACUCGCCUUCGACUCAAGGGAGCAGGACGUGUUUCAAGCGAGGGAAGCGAACUGGAGGUGGAGGAAUAAAUAUGGAUACUCGGCACCUCGUCCUCUUCUGCACACUCUUCUUGCUCGAUGUGUCCUGGGCUCGAGUGGUGACGGUGUCUCCUGGUCCGUUAAUCCGAGUAGAGGGUCAACCAGUAUCCAUAAGAUGUGAUGUCAAUGAUUAUGCAGGUCCCCGUGAACAGGAUUUUGAGUGGUUGAUAUCGAGGGAUCCGACCGGAUCCAGGACAAAGAUCAUCUCCACCUUCGAUGCCAGCUACUCCCACCCAACGCUCAGUAAACGUGUUGCUUCUGGUGAUAUCUCUGUGGUUCGUCUCCAUGAUAACAUAGUGGAGCUGAAGAUAGCCGAGGCAAAACCGCAGGACGCAGGUUUCUACUGGUGCACAACUCCAAGUACAGAUUCGGUUAUCAGUGGCAACUACGAGGCUCAGGUCAAACUCAUCGUCAUCCCAAAUACCCUCAAGGUGUUGCCGCUGACUCCAGUCUCAGUCAUCGCUGAGGGAAGUGACCUCACACUCUCCUGCAACGUCACUCGGGAACUCACUCAGCCCACCUACCUGUCAGUCACCUGGUCGCUGAAGAAGGGUGCCAUCUCGGAGGAGAUUUUAAGUUUUGGUCCUCAAGGCGAAGUGAUCACAGGGACUAAGUACGCACGCAGAUACAGUGAUGGAAGUAUUCGCCUCGUCCCGGGAAGGAACGGCGUGUUUGAGCUCGUCAUUUCCAGAAUGACCACCAGUGAUGAAGGGAUUUAUGAGUGCAAUGGGACCGAGUGGACACAUGAAAAUGGAGGGAAAUGGAUUAAGAUUGUGGAGAAGACAAAGGAGAUGGGAACCGUCGCUGUUACUCCAACAGGUCAGUCACUGAGUGUAAAGGUUUCAUCUCCAUCCUCCUCCAGCUUGUCCCUCACACCUGGAGACAAGCUGACCCUUCUUUGCUCCGUCUCUGCUGAGAACUUGCCCUCUCUGGCCUUGGAAGUGUCAUGGCUGUCAGGUGGCCGUGAUAUAAUCACUCUGGAUCGUAGCGGAGUGGUGAUCUCCAAUGUGUCUGUUAACGGGAUGCCGGGCAAGAGAAGCGAGGCCAGUCUGGACAGAACUGGAGGUGCAGAGUACAGGCUAGACGUGAGGGGUGUGAGUAAAGAGGACGCCGGGGCGUACACCUGCCGCGUUCGUGCCUUCAUCGAGAAAGGUGGGAGAAGUGCAGGAGGAGGAGGACGCUGGCACAUGGUGGCGGAGAAGACAUCUAAUCCAGUGAUGGUGAAGGUUUCACAGAUCAAACCCAGUUAUACCUUGACCCUGCAGCCCAUUCUGAAUCCAACAAUAACUGCGGAACCUACUGAGCUGGCCUGUCACGUCACUAACAUUACACACCUCUCUGUUGGAAGUCGCCUUGGUGUAUCAUGGCAGCACACGACUCCUCCUGGUACUGGCGGCGGUCCGCAGUCCUCACAUCCCAUUGCAUCGCUGGAUGGUCUUGGCAACCUAGUUCCUGGUCCAAUGUACUCGGAUCGUCUGGCUAGUGGGAUGAUGUCACUCAGCAGAGUUCAGCCUAAUACAUUCAAGCUCAGAUUCCUGCGGACACAGGAGAUCGACAUGGGCCAGUAUGUCUGCACUGUUUCUGCGUGGAGUGUUGACAGCCAAGGUGACAUAGUGAAGACAGCAGAGCUGCAGAGCCAGCCACUCAAUGUUCGCUGGGAUGCCAAACGUCCAUCUCUAAAUGUUAUGGCCAAACGGGUCCGUGAAGUGUCAGUAGGCGGAGCUACCUUUGAGAUGAGCUGCGUCGUAGCCACAGAAAACCUGGUUGAGCCUGGCUACUCGGUGCUGAUUCAAUCGCAGGAGAACAUGGGGAGCCCUGUGAGGACGAUCAUGACACUUAGUCCUGACAAUGUUCUGCAGCACGGGGGUGCCACCGACCCCAACAGGAGAGACAGUUUAGUUCUGACAAAGUCUGGUGCCGUAGAAUUCCGUUUCCGUCUGUCUGGGGUGCAGCUGUCUGAUCGAGGUUACUACUGGUGUGACAUCACUGCGUGGACCAAACAGCAGCCAGGACAGAUGUGGACCAAAGCCACCAGUGCCGAGUCCAACAAAGUCAGGAUUGACUUUCAGGAAAACGGCCCAUCCUUCUCCAUUAGCAUCCAAUCAGACGACAACACUGUUUAUCCCUGGCAGACUGCUAAGAUAAAAUGUUCCCUUAGUGUGUCUGGAUCCUCUCCAAAAACCGACAACCUGGCAUAUGAGGUGCGGUGGUUCUUCACCAGACUACGAGGAGGAGAGACGACCACUCAGGUGCUGAGCAUGGACCGUUUUGGCAGGGUGAGGAAGGAGCAGCGCAACUCCUCCAGCGAUAUAUCCAUCGAGCGUGCAGACACACACACCUACAUCCUAAACAUCCACGGCACACAGGACACUGACAGCGGAGAGUAUUACUGCACGGCCACGCCCUGGUACCUGUCGGCCUCCACCGCUGCCUGGACUCAAGCCGCUCAACUGACAUCAUCCCGAGUCUUCCUCACAGUCCGGUUCGCAGUAUGGGAGUCGCUACAGAUGCCCCUCCUGUAUGGAGUGUCUGCCUCGCUAGGUGUGGGCCUCUUCUCCCUGGUCCUGGGUCUGAUCUGUGCCCACUGCUGCUGCCGAAACACCACGCACACUCCGCGCUCGCGUAACAAGCUGAUGGACCUGGAGAUGGACUGACAAACAUUCUCCCCUGCACAUCAACACUGCAGCACCCACAGGGAGCAGCCCACUCUCAGCAGACACAAGUCCCUGGAUGAUUUCUGGGACACCCGCUUGUUUCCAGGAGUGGGACGCUGGGAGUGAGCAUCUGGCUGAACUUUGGUUUUCUUCUCUUGGUGCUCACUAUCUUUCUGCAGUGGGGUGAGUAGGGGAACAUUCAGGACCACUGACUCUGAUGUUGGAAUUCUUCCUGUGAUAUUUAUACCCAGUUUGUGUUGAGAGCAGCGCAACAGAGACUCCGGAGUUGUGAGAUUUCACUGCCAUGUGGGAAUAAGGAACCACUGAACUGCUGCCUUCCUCAGUUUUCUAGUUCAAUCCUGCUGUUUUCACCUCCGUGAUUGGAUUGUAGAUGCAAACUGUUUAUUGCAUUUUUUUUUGCCUCCUGUCGAUCUUAGAGUCACAUGACCACCAAGCCUCAUCUUUGUGGAAGACGUUACCACAAACCAGAGGAUUUGCACUACAAACCCAAGCCCAGAGUAUUCUAGCUUCUGAGAGGAUAAUAUUUAACUUUAUUCUUAACUCUAGUUUUUUUGACAGAUAUAAGAUUUAAAUCAAUGAGAGACACUUUUUUAAGCUUUACGAUGAAUUUAUGCAGUUUGUGUGUGACCUCCGUGCAUCGUGCCAACGUCUGAACGAGUGCAGACGCCCUCUACAGGUGAGGAACAGCAAGUACUCGUCUUUUCUUAACAACCCAAAAAUGUACAGACGUUUCUGGAUGUGUGUUUGUUCUGUGCUCGGCAAGAGUGCGUGAGCAUGUAGUGAUUUCCAUGACUCGUGUGAUGUCGUUCAACAGCAGAACGGAUCGACACUUGCAUCCAACCACAAAUGUGACUGUUGUGAGCAGUUGACCCAAGUGUUGUUUUCAACUUGUAUUUUGAGAAAGAAAUUUCUUGCUUAUUUUUGAGAUUUUAAAUAAAAACAAAUUCCUGAAUUUGAUUGUAAACAAUCAUCUUUUAGUUCCCCUCCAAAGGUUGUUACUAUGAAGCAAAAUUAAUUCUGAUGAGUUUCUCUCUGUGAAUUGAGUUCUAAACUCCAAACAUAGCGUGUUUCUUAAAGCUGUUGAAGGAAGCAGGAUCUAGUGCUGUACACAUGUGUUUUGUGCUUGGAACUUGAAGGUCUCAAACUCUCCACAGUGAGCUAAAAUAUAUUUGAGCUAGACCGUUGAAAGUUAUAUUAAAUUGCUGUUUCAUGCGCUUGAAAUUUGACUUGUUAAUACCCGAGUGUUGGUGACCCUUUCCUGCAGGUUGGAGUCUGGCAGCAGAGGUUUUCAGCAAAUCUUCCUGGUCAAAAACAAAUGAAGGAUAGUGACACUUAUUUCUGGCCAAAACGUCAAUGUAUUCCUCUGCGUCUAAAUCUCUUAUUUAGAAAAACGAAACAUCAAAAGUAGCUGAGUUAAUGUUUUAUUGCUUGAGCGCGGCAGUCAUGUCUCCGUUGCCAACCCCUUGUUAGUCUUGUGGGGUUGCCAUCUAUCCUUUUCCUCGCUGUUGCUCCUGUCAUCUGCCUCCAUCUCUCCAUCUGGGCUGCUCUAUAUUUCUCCGCUCUUCUCACUCUCGCUGGCUGUUGAUGAGAAAUGCAAAUGAGAUCUAACCUCUCCUGAGCUUUCAUCCCUGCACCCUGUUGACUGUUUUCUCUGCAUCCAACUCUCCUCUCUUCUACCACUAGAAGGCGAUGAGAGCAGAGAGCCAGUGUCAGGGUGAUUCUUAGUUGCUCUCUCCCAGGGUCCAUUUGACCCACUUAUCGGCCUUUGUUCCUACAUCUCAUGGAUCCUUUGCUAAUGUGAUAUUAAACUGUAGGGAGACAUCAAUGAUCCUCUUGAGUGCUGCGGCGCCACAUCCCGUGUGUCCUUGCUUCAGAGCAGGGGUGGGGAACCAGCUAGUAAACUAAAAAGACGUGAAAGAGUGGCGCACUUGAGCAAACCUCCAAGGAGAAGCUCUCAAGAAUGGAAGCAAUGGCAAGAGCAGAAGUUCGGAGGAGCUUGGCGGCUGCUCAUGUUGAGACACCACCAGCUAUUCUGGUCACGGAACAAAAUGAGACGCUGUGAUCUUGUGGUCCAACGUAUUCGAUCACAAUGAAGUAAGAGUUCAGAGUUUUUGUUUUCGGCAAGACCAUGGAGAGGUGAGACCUAGCAUGUGGCUCCUGCUGCCGUCUGAGAGACUGAUCGGCGCUAAAGCUGAAAAAUCAUCAGACUCAGAAGUGAGAAACCAUGCCAGGAACAAUUUCUGCAGUCGACAUUAAUAAAGCUUCUCAUGAAAAUGAGCUGAAGAGAUCAGACGUUCAAACGGGUCAUUUCCAAGCUGAAAGGGUCAGCAAAGAAAUAAAGAGAGGAACACGGCAAAAUAAGGCAGAAAAAAAAAUCUGGGUGGAGAAGUUGCAAAUGAAAGAAAAAGCAAAAGAACUGGUACAUGAGAACACAACAGUAAUGGUUCUGGUUGAUGGCAAUGCCUCCACAGGCAAACAAGAUGGGAACUGAACUGAACAGGUGAAGAUCUUGGUUAUGAGGAGUGGAUUGUCUCAGCCAAAGUUGGAGCCAAGAACGUGAUGGUAUACUCAGUUCCAGAAGACACAGCUGAUGAUCUCAGGCUCCUCACAGAGGAGCGUGUGGGAUACCAUUGUGAUCGACUGUGCUCAGAGGAUCCUCUGUCAAUGAUCGGACCCGGAUCACAUUAUCCAGAAAAAUCAAGAUGCACUUCAUUGUGAAACGCCUAUCACUGACAACCUGUCUGGGAAAAGAAAAUACUUC
Messenger RNA from Synchiropus splendidus (mandarinfish), 5587 nucleotides. It is a transcript of the gene ptgfrnb, whose product is annotated as prostaglandin F2 receptor inhibitor b. The record is from RefSeq and is a predicted model, not a curated record. The coding region runs from base 145 to 2805 and encodes 886 amino acids. Lineage: Eukaryota; Metazoa; Chordata; Actinopteri; Syngnathiformes; Callionymidae. The transcript is spliced from 15 exons.